Messenger RNA from Pocillopora verrucosa, 2364 nucleotides. The record is from RefSeq and is a predicted model, not a curated record. Lineage: Eukaryota; Metazoa; Cnidaria; Anthozoa; Scleractinia; Pocilloporidae.
UGUUACAGGAAUUCGUAUACAAACCACUCAUGCUGGCUCUUUAAAGUGGAAGUACACAGUUUGGGGCGUGUCGGAAAAAUCUGCCAACAGGAAACAGUUUGAUGUAACAGAUGAGGGAACAGGUCGCACUUACAAAACAACUGUUGCAGAUUAUUUCAAAGAUAGAUACCGGUUAAUUUUGAGGUAUCCUCACCUACCGUGCUUACAAGUUGGACAGAAAAAGGACAGGUAUCUCCCAAUGGAGGUCUGUACCAUUAUUCCUUGUCUAAGAAAACUUUUAUCGGAACAACAGAUUGCAAAUAUGAUCAGAAGUACUGCUCGCCCUGCGCCUGAGCGGCAGCGUGACAUUCAACACUGGGUACAAGAAAUGACUCGAGCAAGUAGUAAAUACUUAAGAGAUGAGUUCCAAACCUCAGUCAGCACAGAGAUGGUUAAGGUGGAAGGACGUGUGCUUCCACCACCCAGAAUCAACCUUGGGCCGCAGGAUCAGCCGUUGGUUCCUCGUGAUGGUUCAUGGGACAUGCGCAACAAAUCGCUGCAUGAUGGAGCCCGCAUUGAAAAGUGGGCAUUGGCUUGUUUUUGCAGGAGAUGUCGGGAAGACCAGCUGAGAAAUUUUUCUAAGCAAAUGGGCAAUGUAUCCAGUCGACAGGGUUUGAAGAUGUCAGAGGAGCCAGUUGUUGUGAGAUACGGCAGGGGUGCCAGAGAGGUAGAGAGUUUGUUUUCUAAAUGGGUUGUGGACAUUCCAGGCCUACAACUGAUCAUGGCUAUUCUGCCCGAGAGAGACAAACAAAUCUAUCCGGAGAUAAAACGUGUCGGAGACAAUGUCAUUGGAAUUCCAACGCAGUGUGUCCAGUCAAAACACGUAAACCGUACCAACCCCCAGGUUUGCGCCAACAUUGCGUUGAAGAUUAACUCCAAACUUGGUGGAAUUAAUCAUGUUAUAGAUCCAGGUGUAAAGUCGCCUGUUUUCAGAGAACCUGUUAUUAUCUUUGGCGCCGACGUCACUCACCCCUCCCCGACUGAAAAUGGAAUUCCUUCCAUUGCUGCUGUUGUAGCGAGCAUGGACGCUAAUGCCACUAAGUACUGUGCACGAGUGCGAGCACAGAACCACAAGAGUGGUAAAGGUGCGCAAGAGAUAAUAAAUGACUUGGCGGUUAUGGUGAAAGAGCUUUUAAUUGAGUUUUACAAAGCCAAUCGGAAGCUUAAGCCUAGCAAGAUCAUCUUCUACCGGGACGGAGUCAGCGAGGGUCAGUUUGACCAAGUUCUUGUUCAUGAGGUGCGGGCUGUACAACAGGCCUGUAUUAUGCUUGAAAAAGAUUAUCGCCCGAGAAUCACUUUUGUUGUGGUUCAGAAGCGCCAUCAUACGAGAUUGUUCUGUGAAAACCAACGAGAUGAAGUUGGCAAAGCAAGGAAUGUUCCUCCUGGUACAACAGUGGACAGCGGUAUCACACAUCCGUAUGAAUUCGACUUUUAUUUGUGCAGUCAUUAUGGAAUCCAGGGAACAAGCCGACCUACACACUAUCACGUGUUGUAUGACGAUAACUCAUUCACAGCAGACGGCCUUCAGCAGCUCACAUACCAGCUAUGUCACGUGUACGCACGGUGCACACGCAGUGUUUCUAUGCCAGCCCCCGCCUAUUAUGCCCAUUUGGUGGCUUUCAGAGCCAGACACCACGUAACCGGAAAUGGAAGUAUCGACCUGGUGAAAUCUGCAAAAGCCAUCGAAGUCAACGCGAAGAUGAAAGGAGCCAUGUACUUUACUUAGCUAUUCAGCGGGAAUAUGAUGUGCACAUGCGCAAUUUAACGUAUUGGCAAUGACGAAAACAACGAAAGAUGGAAACUGUUUUGUUGUGUUAUAAUUGUUAUAAAUUAGUACUGUAACUCCCAGGAAUGAUCAAAGUUUCACUUCUCCUUACGAUUCAUAUAUGUUGUCUUAUAAACAGUUUAGGAGAUUAGACAUGCUUAUUAGCCGGAGUGUUUUCUGAUAUAACACCAUAUUAACCAGUCUCAAUCAUAGGGAAUUGUAUGUCCGUCAGAAGAGAGAAUUACCGCUUGGAUCUGGGAAUUAAAUGGUCCAACCAGAAUUAGCAAACAAGACGACUAUUGCUAUGAAGACAUCAAUUUAAAUAACUGCUUGUUUUUUCCUCAUUUUGUUAAAAAAAGGGUUGGGCUAUUUAGAGGUAUCACUCUUGAUUUGAGCAAAAUUUUAUUGAAAAAAUGAAGUAAACUAGAUUCAGUUCAAUUGUUAUUAUUAUCAAAACAGUUUGUAUAAGAAAAAUGUAAAUGGAAGAGACACUGCCUCCUCACAAAUGUUACACGUUGUGAUAGAAAAGACUAAAUGUAUUAAAAUGGUUGUUUGACAUA